AUGGCCGACGAUGUUGUAAUGGAUGGUGUGGUCAACCGACGUGAUGUGGGGCAAGCCGAGAUGGAAGAAACGCGUGAAAGACGAUUGUCGGAAGAGGUUAAUAUGCAUCGGAUGAUGGAUGGCCGACAAGAGCCUCGACGAACAAUUAAUUGGGGGCAAGUGGGAAGGGAAUUGGGGGUGGAUGGUGGGUCCCAGCCGACAGGGAUGUUACGGGAAAGUGGGGGAAGGGGGGAACGAGGCGGUGGAUUGGGGAAUGAGGGUGUUGCGUUAGCAGGUGAUCAUGGCGGUGGUUUUGGAGAGGAUGUGGGCGGUUUGGAUGGGGGUGUUGGGGGAAGUAGGGGAGACGUGAGCAGUAUGGGUAGAGGGGGAAUGGUGGCAGUACGGAUCAGCGUGGGAGGGGGGCUGGGAGGACUACACGGUAGCAAGGGGUAG
This is a messenger RNA of Ipomoea nil (Japanese morning glory), 432 nucleotides long. Its product is annotated as acanthoscurrin-2-like. The transcript has a single exon. The record is from RefSeq and is a predicted model, not a curated record. Bases 1 to 432 code for a protein of 143 amino acids. NCBI's taxonomy places the organism in Eukaryota, Viridiplantae, Streptophyta, Magnoliopsida, Solanales, Convolvulaceae.